Drosophila grimshawi is the source of this 1033-nucleotide messenger RNA. Its product is annotated as zinc metalloproteinase nas-4. The record is from RefSeq and is a predicted model, not a curated record. Lineage: Eukaryota; Metazoa; Arthropoda; Insecta; Diptera; Drosophilidae. The transcript has a single exon. Gene Ontology annotation, molecular function: zinc ion binding; metalloendopeptidase activity. Gene Ontology annotation, biological process: proteolysis. The coding region runs from base 114 to 986 and encodes 290 amino acids.
UGCUACCGCCAAGUCGGCAAAUAUCAUUUGAAGGUGUGGCUAAGAGGAGCGUGCUGUAAGUAUAUAAAGUCGACUGCUCAAUUAUAACCAAAACACUCAGCGAAGACAGCAACAUGGCAAAGUUGCAACAAAUCUUGACGUUUGGAUUGCUCCUUGUUAGCAUACGAUUCCUGGAGGCACAGGAGGCGGAGGAAGAUGACCUGAUUGAUCUGUCUGAAAUGGGCGACGCCAUUUUUGGCACACCGGACAAUGAAACGACAGGAGCACUGGUGGACGCAUACGACGCACAAUCGGAGCAGAAUCCCGAGGAACUGGGCACUUACCACGAGGGAGACAUUCUAAUACCACUCAAUUAUCGUGACGCUCGUACGGAUGACACACGGAAUGGCCUGCUGGCGCUGAGCACACGCUGGCCCGGCGGUGUGGUGCCCUACGAUAUCAGGGGAACAUUCGCUAGCCAGGAGCUGGGUGUCAUUCAGCAUGCUUUCAAUGAGUACCACCUAAAGACGUGUGUCCGUUUCAAGCCGCGCACCACCGAAAGGGAUUACAUAUCGAUUGUGAAUGGCAAGUCGGGUUGCUGGAGCUCCAUUGGACGAUUAGGUGGUCGCCAGGAGGUCAAUCUGCAGUCACCGAAUUGCCUGCGCACCUAUGGAACGCCCAUCCACGAACUGAUGCAUGCGCUGGGCUUCCUCCACGAGCAGAAUCGUCACGAACGGGAUGGCUAUGUCCAGGUGCUCAGCGACAAUGUGAAGCCCACAAUGAUGGCCAACUUUGAGAAGGCCAGCCCCAAGACACACUGGGGCUUCGGUGUGGAGUAUGACUAUGCCAGUGUGAUGCACUAUUCGCCCACCAGUUUCACCCGGAACGGACAACCCACUCUCCGGGCAUUGCGCAGCAGUUCCGAUGCACACCUGAUGGGUCAGCGUCGUGGCUUCUCGGCGGGCGAUCUGCGCAAGAUCAAUGCCAUGUACAAAUGCAAGGUGUAAAUUCAUUGAUUUAUUAACAAAAACGAAAUACAAUUCUAUAUAACAAU